Messenger RNA from Drosophila persimilis, 3060 nucleotides. RefSeq names its product serine proteinase stubble (gene Np). The transcript is spliced from 9 exons. NCBI's taxonomy places the organism in Eukaryota, Metazoa, Arthropoda, Insecta, Diptera, Drosophilidae. Bases 1 to 3060 code for a protein of 1019 amino acids. The record is from RefSeq and is a predicted model, not a curated record. Gene Ontology annotation, molecular function: serine-type endopeptidase activity. Gene Ontology annotation, biological process: acrosome reaction; proteolysis.
AUGCAUAAGACUGGGUAUGCCUAUGGCCUCGGCCUGAGUCUGGUGCUGCCGACAACGAACGCCAGUCCCGUCUUUGUGGAUAAUCCCAGCUUAGCACAGUUCCAAUCGGGCCGCAAUAUUCGACAUCUGCCCUGCAUCGUGCGGAAGUCCGGCCGCUCCGGAGUCUGCAUGUUCGCCAUCGACUGCAUCAAGCAGAACGGCACGCACCUGGGCACCUGCAUCGAUCGCUUCUACUUUGGCUCCUGCUGUGCGAUGAAGGAGGAGGCUUCCCUGUUCGCCCCGGAGCUCAACGACAACAGCAUCGACCAGAAUACCAUCUCGCACUUUGCCCAUGAGUCCACCACGCUGCCCACGAGCUCCCUCUUCAAGCUUACCACCGAAAGUGGCAUCAGCAGCAGCAGCAGCAGCGGGGGCACCACCCACAAGAACCACCAACAGUCGACGCAGCACACGAGCAACGAGCUGCUCAAGAACGUCACCCAAUCGUAUCUGAGCACCGCCAAGCCCGUGCGCACCACACUCUCGACCACCACCACGCGGCGCCCAGUGCAGGACCACACGACUCACAAGAACUCGCACUUUGUGGUACGGACAACGGCCAAGCCACCAGCAGGUCCACUGCCAUCCACCACGGCUAAGCCGCCGCGUCGGCGCACCACCAGCGCCAGGCCAGUGCUGACCACUGGCCCCGUGGCGGUUGAGCAGCGCAUUGAAACCACCACGGUCCCCAUCAAGUUUGUUACCUUCCAAAUUGUGGAGACGACAACGCCGCCGUCCACAGAGCCCGGCCACAGGGUGGAGACGACAACGACAACAACCAGGAGGCAUACAAGGCCCACCACGAGCAGCAGCAGUGGCAGCAGCAGCUCGGCAUCUUUCAAAACAACAACCACAACUGCACCCAUCGCAAGCACGACGACAAAGGCACCAGAAACCACGGCACAGUCCAGCACUCAGCGUCCGACACCGCCUCUACGCACCACCACCCCCAAGCCACACAAAACACAUUCGAGUAGACGGCCAACGCCCCCAAAGAAGCCGAUUGGGUCGACAACAACCACCGCUAGUGGCACGCAAGCCACAAGGAAACCAGUGGAGAGCCUGAGCAGCACCACCAGCACCGCGAAUGGAACCACAGUAACGACUGCACCAGGCCGCAGGCCUGUGAUUCAAACCACCAGCUCCAUUACCUCUACGACAACAACCACGAGCACAUCUUUCAAGGACGAGUUGCACGGCAAUCGGACAACAGCCACAAAGCUGCCAGAGCGCACCACUCAGGCGCCCAGGCCAAGGCCGAAACCAACUGGGGAGUACGUAAAGGUGCCCGUCAUGCUGGCGGAGCCAGACACCCCCAUGGCAACAGCAAGCACCAGCAGUACCGCCUCAAAAGCACCUUCAACAACAACCACUGUUACAACCACUGCCCCACCUAAAACGAAGCCUAGCAGCUCCUCUACAACAACAACAACAACAACAACGACCACAACAACUACGCCAAAGCCCACGCGUCGUCACACAACCAAAGCCCCAAUCACAACACCAAUCACCACUAAAGCAACAACAACAACGACAACAACAACCACCCCCAAAACAACGACAAGGACAACAGCAACAACAACAACUGCCACUAAACCUCCCACAACGACGGCAGCCACAGAGAGACCAUUGUUGAGCACGAGCACUCCCAAAACAGAAACAACAACGACCAAGAAGCCCGGCCUGAUCACCUGGACGGACGUGGAGGCUGAGCCACAGACGAACGCAAGCAUUUCCAACGACUGGCAGCCGGCACCACCCCCACCCAACCAGCAGACCGAGUUGCAGGCGCUGAACAAAACAUCGGCGAGCACAGCACCACCCACGGCCACCGACAAAGUGGUCAUCUCUGUGGCCACUAGUGUCAGCACCAGCGAGUCGAAGCCUGGUUCGGUAGAGACCCACAGUCCCACAGAAAAGCCUCACAGGACCACGAAACCACCGAAAGCCACAAGCACCGCCAGGCCAGCAACCACGACGACUGUCAAAACCACAGAGGGACCAGAGAGCAGCACCAGCAGCAGCAGCAGCAGCGUUCCUUUGGCCUCCUCAUCUACAUCAUCUUCCAUUGAGCUCAGCUCGGAGACGGGAUCAGGCAGCAGCACCACCGCAGAGCCAGCAACGACAGAAGUCGCAGCGGCUACCACUGAUUACAGCGGCGAGGAAGUGAGCCUGACGACGACCAUGGAGCCAGCAGCUGGGAGCACAACGCUAGCGCCUGCAAAUGCUUUGGAGGGCGUCGAUUACAAAGAAGUGUGUGGACGUCGCAUGUUCCCCGAACCGCGCAUUGUUGGUGGAGCCAACGCCGCCUUCGGACGCUGGCCCUGGCAGAUAUCGCUGCGCCAGUGGCGCACCUCCACCUACCUGCACAAGUGCGGAGCGGCUCUACUCAACGAGAACUGGGCAAUCACCGCCGCCCAUUGUGUGGACAAUGUGCCGCCCUCCGAUCUGCUGCUGCGCCUGGGCGAGUACGAUCUGGCCGAGGAAGAGGAGCCCUACGGCUACCAGGAGCGACGUGUGCAAAUCGUCGCCUCUCAUCCGCAGUUCGAUCCGCGGACCUUUGAGUACGAUCUGGCCCUGCUCAGGUUCUAUGAGCCGGUGGUCUUUCAACCCAACAUCAUUCCCGUUUGCGUGCCCGAAAACGACGAGAACUUCAUUGGCCAAACGGCCUUCGUCACCGGCUGGGGACGCCUCUACGAGGACGGACCACUGCCCAGCGUCCUGCAGGAGGUGGCCGUGCCGGUCAUCAACAACACCAUCUGCGAGUCCAUGUACCGCACCGCGGGCUACAUCGAGCACAUACCACACAUAUUCAUCUGUGCCGGCUGGAAGAAGGGCGGCUACGACUCCUGCGAAGGCGAUUCCGGUGGCCCCAUGGUGCUGCAGCGGGAGGCCGACAAGCGUUUCCAGCUCGGCGGCGUCAUCUCUUGGGGCAUCGGGUGCGCGGAGGCCAACCAGCCGGGCGUCUACACGCGCAUCUCCGAGUUCCGGGACUGGAUCAACCAGAUUCUGCAGUUCUAG